Dovyalis caffra is the source of this 1590-nucleotide messenger RNA. Lineage: Eukaryota; Viridiplantae; Streptophyta; Magnoliopsida; Malpighiales; Salicaceae. The record is from the annotation of a GenBank genome assembly.
AUGUCCUCAUCAAAUUUAGCAGUGCUCAAUGCUCUUGACACUGCUAGGACACAAUGGUACCAUGCCACUGCAGUAAUCAUCGCUGGUAUGGGAUUUUUCACCGAUGCUUACGAUCUUUUUUGCAUCUCCGCCGUGUCGAAACUCCUCGGCCGCCUUUAUUACUAUGAUCCGACCACCGGAACUCCUGGCAAGCUACCAACAAAUGUUAACAAUGCGGUUACUGGUGUAGCCCUAGUUGGAACACUAAGUGGCCAAUUGGUCUUUGGUUGGCUUGGUGACAAAAUGGGCCGCAAGAACGUUUACGGUCUCACUUUGAUUAUCAUGGCGAUUUGCGCUAUUGGCUCAGGUAUAUCCUUUGGAUCAUCAGCCAAAUCAGUGAUCGGCACUCUUUGUUUCUUCAGAUUUUGGCUAGGGUUUGGCAUUGGUGGUGAUUAUCCACUUUCCGCAACGAUAAUGUCGGAGUAUGCAAACAAGAAAACUCGUGGGAAAUUUAUAGCUGCAGUGUUUGCUAUGCAAGGAGUAGGAAUUAUUUUCGCCGGGCUAGUGUCGCUAAUUCUUUCUGGAAUUUUUCUUGCUGGUUAUCGUGCUGUACCAUUUAGUAGAGAUCCAAUACUGUCUACACAGCCUCAGGCGGAUUUUCUAUGGAGAAUAGUUCUAAUGCUUGGUGCUUUACCUGCCAUAUUAACAUACUAUUGGCGGACGAAGAUGCCCGAGACCGGUCGCUACACUGCUCUAAUUGAAGGGAAUGCUAAAAAAGCUGCGGUCGAUAUGGGAAGGGUUCUUGAUAUUGAUAUCCAAGACGAACCAGACAAGUUGUCCGAGAUCAAGGCCUCAAAUAGCUACCAGCUACUAUCCAGGGAGUUUUUUGACCGGCAUGGAUAUCACUUGAUAGGUACAAUGAGCACAUGGUUCUUGUUGGAUAUAGCAUUCUACAGCCAAAAUUUAACACAAAAGGACAUAUUUCCAGCCAUGGGAUUAACGAAACCAGCUGUUGAUGUUAGUGCUCUAGAGGAAGUCUACGAGACCUCGCUUGCCAUGUUCAUUGUUGCAUUACUUGGCACAUUCCCCGGUUACUGGUUCACCGUCUUCUACAUUGAAAGUCUAGGCCGGUUUUUCAUCCAGCUCAUGGGAUUUAUCAUGAUGUCGGCCUUCAUGUUGAUUAUGGGGAUUUUUUAUGAAGACCUUAAAGAACAUAAGAAGUGGCUAUUUGCACUUCUCUAUGGCCUAACAUUUUUCUUUGCCAAUUUCGGUCCAAAUAGCACAACCUUUGUGCUUCCGGCCGAGUUGUUUCCAACCCGACUCAGAUCAACCUGUCACGCAUUCAGCGCUGCGGCGGGAAAGGCCGGAGCAAUGAUUGGGGCAUUUGUGGUUCAAUCUUAUACCGUGGAUGAGAAUGUUAAGAAAAUAAAAUAUGCUUUGUUGACUCUGUCAUUUACCAAUAUGCUGGGGGUUUGUUUCACAUUCUUCUUGUCCGAGACCAAAGGUAAGUCUUUGGAGGAGAUAUCCGGUGAAGACGGUGGUCGGAAUAGUACCAGUACUGCUGCUAGACGCUUAGCAAGUUGGCAAGGCCAACAUAGGGAAGUUAUAUGA